This is a messenger RNA of Paramormyrops kingsleyae, 4547 nucleotides long. The record is from RefSeq and is a predicted model, not a curated record. NCBI's taxonomy places the organism in Eukaryota, Metazoa, Chordata, Actinopteri, Osteoglossiformes, Mormyridae.
AGUUGCGCUUUUGUUACACAAAAUAGUGGGUGUCACGAGGGCUACUGUGACGUCAGCACACAGGGCUCGAUGCGGAGGCGGGUGCACGGCGCGCGACUGGAACGGUAAACAGAGCAGGGGGGGUGUCCGUCAAGCAGCUAUUUCGGGUAAUCUCUGGAUUAAAACCACCAGGAAAUUUUAAAGAUGAAUGUGUUUGAUCGCAACAUAAACUUCGAUGCUCUAUUUAAAUUUUCCCAGAUCUCUCCUUCCACCCAGGAGCACCUGAAGAAUGUGUACUCCUGCCUAGCUGUGUGCAUGCUUGUGGCUACAGCUGGUUCAUGUGUCCAUUGUAUAACACAGCUGUUUCAGGGGGGGCUGCUCUCUUUGCUGGGUUCCUUAGCUAUGAUGCUUUGGUUGACCAUGACGCCCCAUAAUCAUGAGACUGAGAAGAAGAGGCUGGCUAUUCUUGCUGGCUUUGCCUUCUUCACAGGUGUUGGGCUGGGGCCAACCUUGGAUUUUGCUAUUGCCAUCAAUCCCAGCAUCAUCGUGACAGCAUUCCUGGGCACCUCUGUAAUCUUCGUAUGUUUCACUCUGAGCGCCCUCUACGCCAAGCGCAGGAGCUACCUCUUCCUUGGAGGAGUCCUGAUGUCUGGGCUUUCCAUCUUGUUCCUGGUGUCCUUGUUUAGCAUGUUCAUCGGAUCAGCCUUUCCCUUCAAGGCCCAUUUAUACAUUGGACUGGCCAUAAUUUGUGGGUUCGUGCUCUUCGACACUCAGCUCAUCAUUGAGAAGGCAGAGAUGGGCGAUAAGGACUACAUCUGGCACUGUGUGGACUUGUUCCUUGACUUUGUGACCAUCUUCAGAAAGCUCAUGGUCAUCCUUGCCUUGAAUGAGAAGGACAAGAAGAAAGAAAAGAAGUAGAGGAGUUAUGAGCAGAUGAAGGGGACAGUGAAGACCACGUGUCCUGGAUCUUCUGAACUACUUUUAAGAAUGCAGCAGGGGAAACCUUGACCAGGAGUAGUAUCUUAAAUCGCAGUGAUGUUUUCACUUUAACAUUCAGAUAAUAAUUUAGAUUUUGAUUUUGUAUAAUGAUGUAGUCUUUUUUUUCAGGCAGUUGAAUUUUGGCAUUUGAGCUGUAAUCUUAAGUUUCUUCUGUUGCAGUUCGUUGUGUCAUGUGAAAUGGAAUGGGUGGAUUUGUGUACUUUGUAUGGAUCAUUGCUAAACUGUGGGCAGCACAAGACAUCUGAUAGAAAAUUUUAUGUCGUUAUUGUUAUACUUUAUUGCAUUUGUUUUUUUUAUUUUGUGUACAGUAAAAGAUUAGUACCAUCAGAUACUCCGCCGAACAACUACAAUUGAAAAAACAAAGCAAAAUACAGAAUGAAGUCAGGCAUUUUGAGCUUUGCAUCUUGCCAAGAAUUCGGCACAGAAACUGAUCUGGUAAAUCCUGGCUCUAAGAGACUCAAGAAGAGUAACAUCUACUUGCCCCAGCAUUCACAAAUUCUACAAUAAGGCAUGAGGAAGAGUGUUGCAUUGAAUCACUGUUUGCUUGCCUGUGGUCAGUCUAGCUAAUAGGAUUCUUUGAGUUAUCGUGGCUGGUUUAGCAAGAAAAUUAUAUGAAUUAAAACUCGGUCUAUUACUAAUACAGAAUCGAGCCACAAUCGUUUAUUAUAACAGAGGCAACCCAUUUGUGUAAUCCAAUUGGAACUAGGGAUGGUAAGAUUCACCGAUUCGCAUCAGUGCACCAGUAUGAAAGUUCAUGUUACUGCUACGAUUUAAAAAAAUUGUGCACUGGAUACAAUUUGGGAUACAUCAUUUCUAACAUCUUUGCAUCAGUAAAAUGCAAUUUUUUAAUGUAGAAUAGACAGUUAAAUCAUUUUGCUUUAUUAAUUUUGUAUUAUUUAUUUAGUUCACAACUGGUGUUAUUAAUGUUUUUAGGGGUUGUUAUGCUUCCAGACAACAGGAAGGCUUGUCUUUUAUUGCGAACCUGCUUGUGUUUGUAAGCUGAGGCUCGCAAGAUCAAGCUUGCUUGUGUCUGAGUUUGGGAAACUAAAAUAUGGCUCCUGGCUCAUCCGACUUUUAGAGGAAUAAAACUGAGCCAUCCACUUGUUUUUAUUUAGAAACUUAUUAGUAAUGAGCUGGGUAGAAGAUUAUUUGGUUCACUUAAAAGAUUUUGAUUAAAUGCAAUAUGUUUAACAGUUAUAUACAUCAAAAUUAGAUGUAUAUAAACCAGUAACUGGAUACAUAUUACUUGCUAUAAUUUUGUAAUAUUUCGCCAUGUUUUGGAAUUAACAUUGAAAAGUUUAAUUUGUGACUACUGUAAACUAUUGCACGCAAAAGAAAACACUUUUGUGUCUGUAAGGGGGGAAGAAUCGCCAGCUCAUUAUUAUGUUUAUGGGAAAGUGCGGAAGAAUCUUUAAUAAUAAUUGUUUUGUUUUUUCCUCUACUAUUUUUUUUUUUUUUUUAGAUUUAGGCCUGCAAGCGAGUCUUUAGUUUUAUUUUGUUGUGUAAAUCAUCCCCCUCCACACUGUAUUCACCAUCACCCCCCUCUCCCAUCGUAUUGCAGUCCCCACCAGGUCAUAAAAUCCGUGAAAUCCGACUGUCACCGCAAUUGCUGUUGCUGUGCCGCACCUAUGCCAGCGCCUCCCUCUCUAUGCCACGUCACAUCAUUAACAUACCAAAACACGGGAUGGUCCCGGCCUGGCCUGUCCACUAAAGAUAUCGAGACGGAAGCAACGGCCAGGGUAAAAUAAAUAUUGAUAAGUAGAUGCCCGAUGCCUUUAUAAUUAGAAAAGCAGCAAAUAAUUUCUGACCAGUAGUUUAAUAUUUAGAUUGAUUCCUCCCAGUAAACUGUUUCUCAAACGCUAUCUCUCAUCUCCACUGCUCUCAGUGGUUAAUUCUUUGCUAGUCUCUCGGCCAAGUCUCGCGGAAGUUGGAGGCGUGUCAUGGCGAAUCGCUCUGCAUCGCAAUAGGGGUGCAUCGUAUCGCAACAGUAAUUGCUUCAUAUGCAUCUUUAACGUAUUGAAUUGUUGGCAAUGCAUGGAGAUGUGCAUCGUAUCGAGGUCAUCUCUUAUUGGAACAAAACAGUGUCUACGGAUUGAUCUAUCUUAAAUUUCAGGGUUUCAAAUUGUUGUCAUUCAGCCUUGAAGCUUAAAGGAUUCUUUCCCCAGGGUCGGCGUCAUUGGGCGGGUAUUCACCCUCUCCCUCAAAUUCCACCCACCUGUCUAUAAUGUUAUUUUUUUAAUGAAGGCAUUCAUCCUAUAACAUGUCCUGUCUCUGACAGAUACAUGGCUACGGGUCGUCUGCUUACCCAGUGAUCCCCCCAACCCAACCGACAAUUUUUUACCGUCGUCACUGUUGCUCAUUGCCCCGCCCCCAUCAAAUUUCCUCUGCUGCCAACACUGAACCCCCUGAAAUAUUUUUUACUCUUGAACAAGAAUCUAAGCUGAUGGUAUAGCAGUAACCAGUUCUGUCCAGCUGGUGUCACUGUUGUUUAGCUUUGAAUUGCAUGGCUUACUGCUUCUCUUGCUUAGUAGAAGGAAAGACUCUUGUGUAUCUUUUUUCAUGACUUUUUAAAGUCUUUUUCUUUUGCCUCUUAAUGAGGAUGUCUGAAUUACUUGUACGCCUUUGCCAGUGCUUUGAACUUCGUCGUGAGAAAUGUUCUUGCGGUGAAUUUCUGACAUGCGUCGGCCCUUUAAGGCUUUAAUAUCGAUGUUUAAACCUGGGGUCGACCUGACAGGAAAGGUCAGACAUCUUCAUUCCUGUUUCAUUUUAUGUUCCUUGCAGGGAGUGAAAAAUGUCCCCUCUGAUCUGUGAGAGAGCCAUGCUUAAGACCUGCCUGCCUUGGUAGACCUUUGCAGAAAUUACUGCUGCCUUUCUCUAUGUUGCUUUUUUUACCCUCAAGGUGUUUGUGACGAUUGCUGGUGGUACAAUCGUGUUGAGAAAAUAACAUGUAGUAACAGACUUGCUGUGAGAAGCGUAAUAUUUUUUUUCUCCCCUGAACAAUUCUGGAGAAAAAUGUUUCUGAAGUAGAACAGAAGUACCAAGUGCAGUGAUGAUGGGGGUAGAAGGAGCGCUGGUCUCUGUGUGAACCCAGUCUCACUGUAUGUGCUGUGUAACCCCCCCACAGCAUGCUGUAGUGUCGUAUUUACCCCCCUCCCCCGCCACCCAUGUUCAUCUCCUUCACUACACAUCACUUGAGCCCCUUUAACCAAAUUUUCUGAAGAUAUUUCUUGGUGUUCCAAGUUUAAGACACAAGCACCUGAUCUAAGAUGUGAAAAUGGCUUUUUUCCAAUACAAUCCAUUGGAAGGACCGCAGCCUUGUCCCUUGUUUACUGCAGUUCUGUCGACAUCAAAAGGUAACAUAUCAAAUGAGUUUCCCUCCCUUUCAUUGGGAAAGUAGUCUUUAUUAAUUAGUGCCAACAAAAUUAGUUUACCGAUUUGUGCUUCACUAAUUUUGGGAGAAAGGGAGGGUGGCAAGAAUGUUAAUACUGUGAAAUAUAAAUUUUGGAACUGCCAUUUACAUUAAGCAAGACUGUAGAACUGAAAUUUGUAUAAUAAACUGAAUAAGUGAC